AUGGUCCGAUUCUGCUCAACCCUGUCUCUGAUCAGCCUCUUGACCCCGAUUGUUCUGGCAGGCGUCAUUCCGGAGUCCAACGAAGUUGGUACUUUUGAUCAAUUUGACACCGUUCCGCAGGGAGAAGCCGUUCCUAACGAUGAAGUAUACACCGAUGAUGGCUCCGAACUCCACACCUGGCAUGAUGAUGAUGACGACGGCGGCGGCCCCGCUCUAGACACUCGGGGCUUCGAUGAAGCCGGUGCUGAUGAUUUUUCAUAUGCCGAAGUCGACGAAGACCCGAGCUACGCGUCCGCCGCGGCCGGUGGGGAUGUUGCCGCGCGAGCGCCUGCGAACUGCGAUCAGAUGGUUCGCACGAGUAUAGAUACUUGCAAGCGCGGGGUGCAAAGUCGCAUCGACACCUGCAAGAGAAACAUACAAGAUAAUAUUGCCACUUGCAAGCAGAAUCUCAGCAAAAGAAUUGAUGAGUGCAAGAAGAAGCACAAGUGGCCGUGGGAGAAGGCGCGGUGCGAAGCUAUGCGCCUUGAUGGUAACAGGCUGUGUGAGCAACGGAAAGCCAAAACCCCUCUAUGUGAGAAGAGCCGUCCCCAGGUGCUGGUAUGCUGCGAGGGUCUUCGGACCAGCGUGCGCGGUGUGUGUGCUAUCAAGCCCGUGCCUGUCGCACGAGUUCAGCAGGCUCUGCAGAACGCACAGCAGGGUUGCAUGAAGGGGCUCGUCUUUCCGCCCCUCUAAGCGGCUCUUACCAGCGAUCUAUCCGUGGCUACUUCCUUAUACUUGUUUCGUUCCCCUCCCAAGUGCCAUCUGACUUCGGUAACCCAUUGAUUCGAAAACACUAAACACAAGCAAAGAUGGUUGGCAAAGGAAUGUUGACUAAGGAGCUUCACGCAUGUCUAGGCAGAGAGCUUGGUCUAUGGUCAGAUCAUUUCAUCAUC
This is a messenger RNA of Aspergillus uvarum CBS 121591, 932 nucleotides long. RefSeq lists its product as uncharacterized. Bases 1 to 732 code for a protein of 243 amino acids. The transcript has a single exon. NCBI's taxonomy places the organism in Eukaryota, Fungi, Ascomycota, Eurotiomycetes, Eurotiales, Aspergillaceae. The record is from RefSeq and is a predicted model, not a curated record.